Messenger RNA from Hydra vulgaris (swiftwater hydra), 1461 nucleotides. NCBI's taxonomy places the organism in Eukaryota, Metazoa, Cnidaria, Hydrozoa, Anthoathecata, Hydridae. The record is from RefSeq and is a predicted model, not a curated record.
GUUGUUGUAGACUGCAGGAAUCAAUCUAUUUCUGAUGAUCUCAUAGUAAAAAUUGGUGACCUGGUAAAAAAGGGUGUCAAUACUAUUUCUGAAAUGAGGCGACAUCUAGAGUUUUUUGUUCAUCGAGAAAUUACUUCUGACAAACCACAAAAGACAAACAAACGUUUCUUUCCAAUGGAUAAGACAAUUCGAAAUCAUAUGCUCAAUGCAAGAAGAAAACUUCGUAGAUCUAUGAUAGAUCAAAAAUGUUUGCUUGAAAAAAUUAGUGAAUGGAAAAUAGUCUUUCAUGAGGCAAUGAUAAAAUUUAGACCAAAAGGUGUCAACAUCAUUGAUAAUAUUGAUUCAAAGCUUAAGGAUUCAUUAUUGUUCGUAUAUCAAGACAUGUGGCAGAAAAGAUUACUCUUACGGUAUGGACCUGAACUAGUUUUUCUUGAUGCAACAUAUCACACAACUAGAUACGCUCUUCCACUAUUCUUUCUGGUUGUUAAAACUAAUAUUGAUUACCAGGUUGUUGCCAUUUUUGUGUGUGAGAAUGAGACCACAGACGCCAUCACAGAAGCAUUAAUGUGCAUUAAGGAAUGGAACCCUAAAUUUCAACCAAAAUAUUUCUUAACUGAUUAUUCAAAUGAAGAAAAAACUCAUUGGUGUUCUGUUUUAAUUUGUGACUUUCAUCGAGAGCAAUCUUGGGAACGAUGGCUUUCUAAAACUGCUAAUGGUUGUUAUAUGGUAAAAGAUGCAAUUAAGUUAAAACUACAUCAAAUUGCUCAUGCUAAAACAGAAGAAAUUUGCCAAAAUGCUGUUAAUUCAUUAAAAGAAUCAGAAGAGUGGAAAAAUAACCCAAAACUAGCUGAUUACUUAAAUAGCACUUGGUUAUGUAAUCAAAAGAGAUGGGUGUUUGCCUACAGGCGACAACGCUUAUUGCGGAGUAUCAAUACUAAUAAUGGCACUGAAAGACAAAACCAAUCUUUUAAAUAUAGUUUUUUAGAAAAACGGAAAACAUCAUCUCUCACAGCUAUGCUUUGUAUUUGUAUUGAGGAAUUCCUUCCUCACAAUUACGACAACUAUGCAGAUAAAAAUAGAAGACAUCCGGAAUCCUCAUUUCAGUCUAAUAGCAGAGAAACUUACCAAUGCUAUCUUGGUGAUGCUGAUCAUUUGCCAAGUUGUACUUGCUCUUCUUGGCUAUUUAGUGCUUAUCCAUGCAAACAUUUUUUUUCCAUUUUUCUCAAGUUCAAUCUUUCCUGGUCUGAUUUUGAUCCAUCUUAUGGAAGUUCACCAUAUUUUAUCAUUGAUCCCUUAUCAGAUAAAAAUAAUCAUUCAACAACGUUUCAUUUUACACGUUUGCCUACUGAAGAUAUAUCUGAAAAUAUCAAUGAGAAGCCUCUUGAUGAUGCCAAACCUUGGGAAGUGUCUAAAUAUAAUCUUCAGGCAGUCAAAAUAAAGAACAUGGUCAAUCACAAGUAA